CCGCCCUAUCGAGCCUCCGGCGCUCGACUCCUAGUGUCUGGCGGCGGCAGCAUGGCGGCGGGGGCGGCUGAGGCAGCCAAGGGGACCUCGGUAGUGGCGGAGGUCGGCUCGGCCCAGCAGUUUGAGGAACAACUACGCCUCAAAGACAAGUCGCUCCUCGUGGUCCAUUUCUGGGCACCAUGGGCUCCACAGUGUGUUCAGAUGAAUGAUGUCAUGGCAGAGUUAGCUAAAGAACACCCUCAAGUUUCAUUUGCGAAGCUGGAAGCGGAAGCUGUUCCUGAAGUAUCUGAAAAAUAUGAAAUUAGUUCUGUUCCCACCUUCCUGUUCUUCAAGAAUUCUCAGAAAGUCGACCGGUUAGAUGGUGCAAAUGCCCCAGAGUUGACCAAAAAAGUCCAGCGACACGUGUCUAGUGGAUCCUUUCCUCCUAGUGCUAAUGAGCAUCUUAAAGAAGAUCUCAACCUUCGCCUGAAAAAGCUGACUCAUGCUGCCCCCUGCAUGCUGUUCAUGAAGGGAACACCUCAAGAACCACGUUGUGGUUUCAGCAAGCAGAUGGUGGAAAUCCUUCACAAACACAAUAUUCAGUUCAGCAGUUUUGAUAUCUUCUCAGAUGAGGAAGUUCGGCAGGGGCUCAAAACAUAUUCUAAUUGGCCCACCUAUCCUCAGCUCUAUGUUUCUGGAGAGCUCAUUGGAGGACUUGACAUAAUUAAGGAGCUGGAAGCAUCAGAAGAGCUAGAUACAAUUUGUCCCAAAGCUCCCAAAUUAGAGGAAAGGCUCAAAGUGCUGACCAAUAAAGCUUCUGUGAUGCUCUUUAUGAAAGGAAACAAACAGGAAGCAAAAUGUGGAUUCAGCAAACAAAUUCUGGAAAUACUGAAUAGUACCGGGGUUGAAUAUGAAACUUUUGAUAUACUGGAAGAUGAAGAAGUGCGUCAGGGAUUAAAAACGUUCUCAAAUUGGCCAACCUACCCGCAGCUGUACGUGAAAGGGGAUCUUGUUGGAGGAUUGGAUAUUGUCAAGGAACUGAAAGACAACGGCGAAUUGCUGCCUAUACUGAAAGGAGAAAAUUAGUAAAUGUUAUGCAUGGUGUCCAAGGACUGCAAGAAGUAUUUAAUUACAGUGGAACAGUUGAUGAUUCCUGAAAAGUGGACUAGGAGUAGAAAUGGGACUCACUCAGCUUUGCUCUGUGUGUUUCACAAAGUUGUGCUGAAGAAACAUACGUUACAUUUAACAUGAAACAUAGAAGGCAAUAAACUUCAAAUUCAGCUAAAAAUGA
Psammomys obesus (fat sand rat) is the source of this 1270-nucleotide messenger RNA. It is a transcript of the gene Glrx3, whose product is annotated as glutaredoxin 3. NCBI's taxonomy places the organism in Eukaryota, Metazoa, Chordata, Mammalia, Rodentia, Muridae. Bases 52 to 1065 code for a protein of 337 amino acids. The record is from RefSeq and is a predicted model, not a curated record. The transcript is spliced from 11 exons.